AUGUCCAAAUCUCUUCUCCUCAAGGAGGAGGGCAAUCGCUACUUCCAGAAUCACGACUAUGUGAGCGCCGAGGCUCUCUACUCCAAAGCCUUGAUAGCGGACCCGAAGAACCCGGCGCUCUACACCAACCGCGCCAUGGCGAGACUUAAGAUGUCCCUGUGGGACUCGGUGGUGUCGGACUGCAACGACUGCCUCGAGCUCUCGCCCGACAGCAUGAAAGCCCAUUACUACCUCUCCCAGGCGCAGCUCGCCCUCCACAACCCCGCCGACGCCCUGGAGCAUGCCAAGCGCGCCCACGAGCUGUGCGUGGUCUCGGGCGACAAGUCCCUCGCCUCCAUCACAGCCCAGGUGCUGAAGUGCAAAAAGGAGCACUGGGACGACAUGGAGCGGCGCCGGAAGCGGGAGGGCGCCGAGGUGGAGAGCGAGGUCCUCGCCCUGAUGCAGGGCGAGCGGGACGGGAUGCUCCGGGACGCCGCCGGCGAGGCGGACAGGCGGGAGAUCGGGCUGGAGUGGGAGCAGAAGAUGGCCCAGCUGCGCAACAUCUUUGAAAGGGCUCGCGUGUCCGAGGAUAGGAGGAGGACCGUCCCGGACUGGGCCAUCGACGACAUCAGCUUCGGCAUCAUGGUCGACCCCGUAAUCACCAAGACGGGCAAGUCGUACGAGCGCGCCUCAAUAAUGGAACACCUGAGGAGACACCCGACCGACCCACUCACUCGGGAACCCCUCUUGGCUUCUGAGCUCCGGCCAAAUCUUGGCUUGAAGCAGGCUUGCGAGGAGUUCCUUGACGAGAACGGUUGGGCCGUCGACUGGUGA
Phialemonium atrogriseum is the source of this 813-nucleotide messenger RNA. RefSeq names its product U-box domain-containing protein. Gene Ontology annotation, molecular function: protein-folding chaperone binding; ubiquitin protein ligase activity. The transcript is spliced from 3 exons. Gene Ontology annotation, biological process: positive regulation of proteolysis; cellular response to misfolded protein; protein polyubiquitination. Lineage: Eukaryota; Fungi; Ascomycota; Sordariomycetes; Cephalothecales; Cephalothecaceae. The record is from RefSeq and is a predicted model, not a curated record. Gene Ontology annotation, cellular component: cytoplasm. The coding region runs from base 1 to 813 and encodes 270 amino acids.